UUAUUUCUCAAAAAUUGUCGAAAACUUUAAAAAAAAGAAGAAGAAGUAAUUGCAGUAUUUUAAUGACAAAUCGGUUUCAGUGCAAAGGCACCCAUCUCUUACUCUGAUUACCCUCAAGUCAAGUCACAGUUUUAUAAAGACUUUGAUAUAUCAUACAUGUAGAACACGGUUUGUUUUGAGCUUGAAAAAUCAAAUACACUGUACCUGUACAUGCACUCACAAAAGCUGCUGACAGGAGCUGAUCAGUUAUGUAUUAUUUUGAAAUGAAAUUGCAUGUACGUGUAAUUCAUAUACAUUCUCUCAACAAUUGAAUGUAAAUGUUGAUAUUUCCACAUAGAUUCCUGUUGAUCUAUGGAAAUCAACAAAGAAAAGUCCAAUUUCAAUGUAAUGAACCUGAUGGGAGCCACCAGGUGCGUGUUGUGGACAUCAAAAAGAAAGCAUCGGAGAUAUUCAACUUGGCAGUCGACCAUGUCCAGGUCAAGAUAUGGGACCGAGGAUUUGAUGAUUGGAUCGAUGGUGAGGAUGACAAUGAAGAAGUGGAGCAUAACAGCAAAGUCCAGAUAGCGCUUGCAGACAUGGCAGAUGCAGGCAGUAGGCCUAUGGAUGACAUCCCAACCAGUGUGUCCCUUGCUUCAUGUGGAACAUCAUCACCUACAUUGUGUAGUUCUGUCAAUUGGGUAAGGGACUACAGGCUACCAAGCUUCCCUGCCAGUAUUUCUACCAAACUCGAGAACGGCCAAGCUCUAAAGGAGGGGGAGAGAUCUGCGAUGUUGGAGGCCAUCUACAGCAGCGUUAGAAAGUACACUUACUACCCAACUUCAACGCAGUACAGCCAGAUUAUACAGUUGUUGUUUGACCGCUUCACCAAAUUGGCGGGCCAGCCAGACAUGUCGUUGGAUAAUGCAAGAGUCCUGUGGAAGUACAGACUACAGUACAAGUUUGCAAACUCACGAAGGCGUGAGGACAGUAAUGUCCCUGUUGUCCUCCAUCGCAAGAGGAAGUCUGCAGACAACCAACCAACAGCGGUCCAGUCUACCAAGAAAACGCCACCACAGUGGGGCAUUGCUAACUACCAGCCAGCCAGGCCAUCCUCAGAAGAUGAUGCAUCCAUUGCAGCUCAUAUCAAGUGGAUGAAACAGGAGACGUCCAAACGCAAGCCUGAUUGUGACAGGAUCAAGAUUGCAAUGAGCAUGACCCUUGCUGAUCGGCGACAGCAAAUAACAAAGGAUGGUGCCUCAAUCGAGACAAUUCAGAAAACCUACCCCUGGCUUUUUGAUGAAGAAGAGAUGCAGAAUGAAUUUAAACGCCUUCACGAAGAGGGGAUAAAAGAACUCCUCGAGGCAGGAUUGACGAAGUACGGGAGUGCCAUCAUAGAGCUUAGUAGGAACUUGAAAAAGGAGCAACCCUGUCUUCAAGAGGCUCUGUCAGCCAUCGGUCUUCAGCGUGAGGAGAAGAGUCGAAGAGAAGCAACUUGCACUGCUGCAGCUCUUGGGAUACCAUGCUUGCUGAAGGAGCAGGUCAAAGACAUGAUCGUGUUUGGAGAGGAAGCAACAGACGGUGUGCCAAUAAUAUGUGGUGACGAAGAAGAUUUGGCCUCAUGCAGCACCUUCAGUGUAGAGAUCGAUGGGACGAUUGUGAGCUCGUCAAAAGAUGUGCUCUCAGCCAUGGCAGUCUACCUCGCAAGUUUCUAUGUUUUCAAUUUAGCUUACCCCACCCGUCUCAAGAGGACACUGACAUUUUUCCAGAAGGGAGUUCUUAAUAUCCAGGAUAACUUGAAGCCUGAGAGAGUUGUGAUCUCCCUUCUGGAGAAACUCAGUCAACUCAUGUAGAAUACAUUUAAUCUUCAUGUAAACGUGCAUGCAGUUUAUUGGAAUAAGCCCCUUACUUUCUUAUCAAAGCUGUGUUUGCAAUGGACUUACUUGUUUUUUGUGUGAAAUGUAUCUGGACGAUGUGAAAAUUUCCAAUGGGUAAAUCCUGCCGUUUGUUUGCACUUGGAUGUUUGAUUGGAGGGAUCUUACCCAGAGUAUAAAAUACAUAUAACUGAGCUGGCCAAAAUUCCCCAAGCAAUAUUAUUCCCAUUUGUUGUAACGUUUGACAUGUUUGAUCAGGUUGAACAUUGUUCACUGAAACCAGUGAAUAAUAGAUUGUUGCAAAUUACAAGAUUUCUAAUGUUAUCCAUAUUAUAUCUGACAUGACAUCAAAAGUCAACACGUACAUAGUACAUGAGCACAACAAACUCCUGUGCAGCGCAUGCUCAGAGUUCUUGUGCAUUGUGACCUUGCUGUGGUGGAAUGUACAGGUUUCCAUGCUGUUUACCAACUCGCACAUUACUGUCUUAGUAAAAGUAGCCACUGGAUACAGGCAAGCAUAACUGAGAGGGGAGUUCCCAGGCUGUCCACACUGUACUUGAAAUGGGUAAAGUAGCCAUCAUCUCAGACAGUUUAACUAUAACAUCCAAUGCAAGCAUGGCUUAAUAACUUAAACUGACUUGACCCUCAUAACAGCGGAUAGCACAUUAAUUAAUGCAAAACACUGUUAUCUUUUGGAAUCUUUUCACUGUUUUACUGCACUUUGAACUGUAUGUAAAGCAAAAGGUUUUAAAUGUUUUUUAAAACAUGUUAAUACGUUACUGAAAAAAGAUCAAGCAGCUGCAAAUUUUAACGGCACUCAUGAUUUUCCAUAGAAAACACUCCUGAAAGACUUUCCAUUGAGGUCAGAGAUGCUGCAAAUGAAAUGAAAAGACUUGAAUUGGGUCACUGCACAUAAAAAUACCCUGAU
Molecule: messenger RNA, 2778 nt
Organism: Patiria miniata (bat star)
Lineage: Eukaryota; Metazoa; Echinodermata; Asteroidea; Valvatida; Asterinidae
Product: sterile alpha motif domain-containing protein 3-like
Exons: 7
Coding region: 318-1829 (503 amino acids)
Source: RefSeq, a predicted model, not a curated record